AUGUCCUUCUGCAGGAUUACAGGUAAAAGUCGGGGUCUCCCUAGACCAAACUACUUUCCGCUUUUACCACCUAUAAGUCCAGCGGACGCGAAGCGAUUCUGCCGCAUCACUGGCAAAUCUUACGGCUUGCCGACUCAUCAUUACAUUCCGGUGCUGUUGGGCGCGCAUCCUCACGACAAAUCAAAAUGUAAGAUCACGAACGCGUCGGGUCUCGGCGCGCAUCAUUACACCGCCGGUUUGAUUGUCGGCGAAAAGAAGAGACACGUGAUGCUCAAGGACUAUCGCUACGUCUUCCCGAUUUUGGAGGGCGAGGGUGAACAGCAACGUGCAUUGAGAGAGCUUUUAAACACGAAGCAAACACCGAUUGAAGAAGCAGAGAAGUUUGUGUACACGGUGGAAGAACGAAGAUGCAGUCUUGUAUUUCCGGCGAAGUUGGAAGCCGCCGUUAGGGACGGAGACGUCAAAGAUGUAAUGCUUUCGAGAGAUUGUGAUACUGUUUUGUUAAGAUUGAAGCAAGGCAAAAACGUGUCUGUGGAUUUUAAGAACUUAGAGGAUUUCGAAAAUCUUUAUGACGGCAUGGGACCACGAGAAGAGGUGCUGAAGGAACGAGAAAAAUUGGAAAUGGAAGCUAGAAAACGAAAGAGGAAGAAACGGACUGUACUGAAUUAUGCAAAGAAAUUUUUUGAGGAGAAGGAGAGAGCAGCCGAUGAGGAAGAGCUCCAACGUACCAAGCAGCUUAAACUACGAAGCAUCAAAGAAGAGAUCAAGGAGGAAAUGGCAGAAAACUGGAAGCACGUGAAUGUAGAACAAGCGAGACUGACAUCUUUUGAUAUCGUGAAUAUGUCGAGUGCCCUCAAGGAUGUAACAAAACCCGUUUCCAACAUAUUAGACUGGAAUUUAUUGCAGAACGACUUGAAAAAACCAACUGGCGUGCCAAUAAUCGAAAAAAUACCAGUACCUGUAAUGGCUGAGCCACAAAUCAUAGAUCAAGAACCAAUCUUAUACACCAGUCCUAUACCUGAGUUUGUAGGUGGUUUUGAAGCGAUCGCAAUCGUAAAACCGCUGACACCUUUGAUUCCAAAGCCGGAUAUUACAUUGCAGCGUGCGAUUCAAAAUAUCCCACAGGAUGAUCUUAAAGAGAACGCGAACGUGACGGAGAAGCUUUUGCAAGCUGGAGAACAGGCGUUAGAAUGUCUGCCUAAGAUAGAGGAAAUACCCGAACUAGUGCGAAAUCUAUCCACUGGCAAGAAGCUCACGAUGCAUAACGUUAAAGGUCUCAAGCUGGACAUCAAAUCGGCGGAAAGAUUUGUCGCUGGUCAAACGGUGCAUACACCUUCCGGUACUAUUUUCGUGCCUGGUCAAACCUUGCAGACGCCUCAAGGUCCCACCUUCAUUCCCGGAUUAACUCUUAAUACGCCUGAUGGUCCUCUUUUGGUCCCUGGACAGAUCGUGACCGUGAAUGAGUCAGAGGGAGCAAGGACAUCAGUGUUCGUCGCCGGGCAGACUUUAACGACAGAGCGAGGCGAGCGUUUCGUGCAAGGACAGACAUUCCACACAAGCGAAGGAAGCAAGUUUGUUGAAGGUCAGACCGUUCUGACGGAGGAGGGUCCAAAAUUUGUAGCUGGUCAAGUAGUAGCAAAUGGUACCUUCGUCGUUGGUCAAACCGUGAUUACUUCGGAUGGACUACGUUUUAUGGCGGGCCAGACCGUUAUGGAUUGUCAUGGUGAGCCAGUCUUUGUGCCGGGACAGAAUGUGCAGAUCAAUGGCAAGCAUGAAUUUGUACCUGGUCAAUGCGUCGAAUCACCGAACAGCGAAUCCAAGUUUGUUCCUGGACAGACAUUGCUAACAGCCGAAGGUCCGCAAUUUGUUCCAGGUCAAUACGUAACUACGAAAUCAGGCGAGAAACAUUUUGUCCCUGGCAUUACUAGAGAAACAGAGGAUAUCUCAACAUUUGUGUCGGGAAUGACGCUGGAUACCCCGAAAGGUCAGAAAUUUGUUGAAGGGCAGGUGUUAAAGACUCCGGAAGGUGUGGUAUUCUGUCCAGGACGAACCAUUAUCACUGAGAAAGGCUUCGAAUUUAUCGCAGCGAAAAAGUUCGAUGAAGUAAUUUUCCAAGACGCCGGUCCUAUCGGUAUACCUGUGGAUUCAAAGACUGCGAGUGCAAUAUCAACUUUUCAGCAGCGUGAAGUUUUUGGUCACAUGGUGCAGACAGAGAAGGGUAUAGAGUUCUUUCCGGAAAACGCGAGAAAUUUGCCGGAAGGGAGAAAAAUCGUGCCCGGGCAGUUGGUCACCGGUGACAAGGACGGACCACGUUUUGUACCGGGUGUCAUGACAGAGGAUGGCUUCUUACCAGGUCAAAUAGUUACAACAGAGAAGGGUGAGGAGUUCGUGCCUGGUCAAGUAAUUGAUACUAGCAGUGGACCGAAAUUCGUGCCCGGCCAGAUAGUGGAGACCCGGACCGGUCCCAAGUUCGUGCCCGGUCAAACUGUAGAUACGCCGGAUGGACCACGUUUCGUGCCAGGUCAGAUUGUCGAUACCAAAGUAGGACCGACGUUCAUUCCCGGUCAGGUAAUCUACACCGAGGAAGAGGGAUCUAGAUUCGUACCGGGACAAGUGGUGGACACGCCGGAUGGGCCCAGAUUUGUACCCGGUCGCGUGGUGGAGGCAGGCGAAAUGGGUGUGACCUUCAUACCGGGUCAAAUCGUGCAGACGGAAGAAGGGCCUUGUUUCGUCGCCCCUGAUCUCAUUGAUACACCUGAGGGUGAGUUAGAGUUUUCUGUACAGGGGUUCGAAGUUACUCCCGAGGAGCUGCGACUGCUGCGGCCGCAGCAUCUACAUUACAAUCCACGUUUUCGCCAUCGCGGUGAGACCAGCAUAGACUCUAAGAUGUUACACGAACUAUCUGAGGCGGGAUUAUCCGUGGGACGAAAAGUUGCGACGAGUCUACCGACGGUGGACGUGAAUGUGGAUCCGAAAGCAAUGGCUUUAGAGCAGGCUCUCGCCGUGACGACAAAAUUAGGUCUGCAAGGUGGUACGGCGGUGAAGUUGGCGCAAGUCAUGUCGACAAUUGCGCAAUUAGCGAAAAAUAUUGUUCUGCAGCAGCAACAAAAUUUAGACACUGAAAAUGCAAUAAUGUUAACAAACGGUAAUAAAUCGCCUGUUAUUGAAAUUGAAGAAAUAAGGACAAACGAUGAAAACAACGUCGAGUCACUGCAGAGUAUAAUAAGAGCAGCGAUCGCAGCAACUGCCCUGAUAAUAUCAGAUAAUCAACAAAUAACAUUGGAUAAUAGCAACUCUCAAGACUUCGUCUAUUCUUCCAUUAGUGAAUCGUUUAAUAUUCUGUUGCGUCAAAACGAUCAAGACAUUGAUCGAUCGGUGGAUGAAAUUUUAAAAAUUCUCUUAAUUUCGCAAAAUCGCAGUUCUCUUUGCCAAAGCGUACUGUCGGAAUUGUUAAACACCAAGAAAAACAAAGUGAACAUUCUCAAAUCGACCGUGAGUCCAUGCCAGCCGUUGCGGAGAGAUACUAUACUCGAAAAGCUGUCGAUGGUUCUCGAAGAGGAACACGAUACGGAUUUAAUUGGACCGGCCUUUCGAACUGUUUCAAAGAAUGAUCCGGAGCUAGUGUCACUUGUUUUGGAAAAUGUGUCGCGACACGUAGCGAACGUGGCGACUGAGAAGGAAGCUGCGGAGACGGUUCAUAAGGCGAUCGUCUUGGCAGUCCGAGAAUCAAGCAAAAUUCGCGUAACGGAGCUAUUGAACGCCGAGGGAUCGGACGUUCGCGAGAUGUUGCUUCAAGCUGUAGGUUUAGCACGAGCUCUGGGGAUGCCUGACACAGCGAACAGCUUGCUGUCGGUGAUCAGCGACGAGAAAUCUACCCGGGCUCUAGCAAACGACCGGGUGACCAUGGACGUAUUGAAGAGGCUGGUAAUCAUGAGGAAACUCGCAGAAGAACGGCCACCUUUUAUGAAUGCUCUCGGACAGCUAUGCAGCGAUCCCGAACUGGCUAAAACGGAUCCGCGAUUACGAACUCUCGUAAGAGAGAGUGCCGCGUUGAUGAUAGUACCUGAAGAGAUUCCGUUGAUGUCUUCAGCCGACGUUCCAACUGCGUUGCUACGUGCUGAUAACAGCCUGGCAAUGGAAGAGUUCUUAUUGAGAAGAAGUCAUAAGCGGUCGGCUAUUUUCAUGAUUUUGAAACAGGGUAUGCAAGCAGUCGUACCUAGAGAAGCUUCCAGAUCAGUGUUAACCGGUGAAGUCGCCUACACUGUCCUUGAUGAAAAUGGUAUACAUCAUUUCGAACCGUUGCACGUAUUUUCGGCACUCAGACUGAAUCGUCCAGCCGCUCAUCGGUUCUCCAUGUAUUGUUGCCCGGUAGCAAAGGAGGUGGAUAUUGAUGGCGAGAUGAUGUCCACCACCUUUACCGGCACGACAUCGAUUGCGAGUAGUCUGGAUGGCUCUGCCAAUGGUAGUUCCAAUAAGCAAGAAAGUAAUACUGCAACUCUAUCAAAAUCUGAACAAUCGGUUGCUUUUUAUUCAGUCAGCAGGGAGAACACGCCAAGUCUGAAGAGAUUGAACGGUGCUCGACAAUGGUACAACUUCGAGCGGGGAUCUUCGGAAAAUUAUGUCAUUGUGAAGGACUAUAAAGCGGACACCGAUGGAUUCACCGUGAAUGUUGGCGACAUCGUCGAGGCCGUCGAUCAUGACGGUUCGGCAAAGAAAGCGAGGAUCGAUCCCGAUCUGGAAGUCGAAGUUGGCGAUAUCUUGGACAAUUCGGCCGCCAAACACAAGCUUUCGAUUCGACCACGUCGAAAUCAUACAGAUCCGCGUGCUCGAAGCAGUCCGAGCGUCGACUCGGAUUCAAGCCUUCAAAGGAUAUACGUUCGUACCUCCGACGGAAGGCAGGGAUGGUUACCUUCAUCCAUUUUAAUGCAAACGGCGCUUAAUGAAGAGACUUCAUCAAUGAGUCGACCAGAAGAUUCUCAUUAUCGACGAGAAGCUGUUGUGAAAGAGUUAAUCGAAACUGAGGAAGAAUUCGGCAAGGAUAUUCAACUUGUCGUUGAACGUUAUCUGAAGCCUCUCGAUAAUCCUGGCGUUCCGCGAGCUGUGCGAGACAAUAAAGAAGUUAUCUUCACUAAUUUGAAGCAAAUAGCUGAUUUUCAUAAUACAUCGUUCGGCAGGGUGUUGAUCGAGGGUGUCAAGUACUAUGCGGAUCAACCACGUAUGCUUGGCAAAACUUUCUUAAGACUGGAGAGAGACUUUGACAAGCACGUGGCGUACUGCAGGGACGAGCCCGCUGCUCAAGAAUUUCUUCAGGCAAACGACGAAGUACGCGAAUACUUUGAGGAGUUGAGUCAGACUCUGGGUGACGACAAGAGCAUAUCAGAACAUUUGAAGCUACCGAUACAACGCAUAAAUGACUACCAGCUCCUGUUAAAGGAGCUGGUGAAGUAUUCGACUCGAUUAGGUGAAAACUGCGACGAUCUACAAAAGGCAUUAGAGUUGAUGCUAGGAAUUCCUCAUAGAGCAACUGAUAAUAAAUUCAUAAGUAAUAUUGAAGGAUAUAAAGGGAAUAUUCACAAACUUGGUAGAUUACUCACACAUGAAUGGUACACGGUUAUCGAUAAAGAAGGAAAGAGCAAAGAAAGAUACUUGUUCCUAUUCAAAGCACGAAUUCUCAUUUGCAAAGUCAGACGGAUAUCGGAGGAUAGAUCAGUUUUCAUCUUAAAGGACAUUAUUCGAUUACCGGAAGUAGAAGUGAAGGAUCAUCCCGAUAAUAUACGAUCCUUUGAACUACAUAAUCCGACUGUAUCCAACUACCCCAUCACUUUAGUAGCUCACAAAGACCCCGUAAAGGCUUACUGGCUCAAAGAAAUUCGUCAGUACGCCAGUGAUUUGGUCGCUCUCGCCGAACAUGCAGCAGAUGAUCUUCAAGUAACCGAAGAAGUACCGGAAGGCAAAGAAGAGCUCAAGAGCGACGAGAAACCGGUAUUGGUGAAAAUCGAACCACCUCAAGCGAAUCCAGGAUUGCUUAAAGCUCAGAGUAAUCCAACGAAAGUAGAAGCAAAUCCAGGUCCACCAAAAAUAGACGCGACUAAAGAAUCCACGAAAGUUGUAGAAAAGAGGAAGGACUCCGUGAGCACGACCAAUACAUCGGAAAUAAAGAAGACUAAGAUCGAAGAAGAUCAAGCAGAAAUGUCCCGAAGAUAUUCCGCGAGUCGGUACAGCGCCUCUUCGAAAGUUGUGGAAGAGUAUUCAUCGAUAUCGAGCAGUCGUAAUGGCGCGUCCUCGUACAUGGAAUCGGCGGCGUCCGCUAUCGAGACGAGAAUGUCUUCCUCGUCGCAAGGAAUGGGUCGGACAUCGGAAGUCAUGACUUCCUACGAGACUGCGAUUGCCGGUGGUAGAGCAACGGAUUCGAAUGUCGAAAGCAGAACUGCCAAAAUCAUUCUUGACACUGAUGUUGGCAAACCGGUGUUUAUCAAGAUGAUAGAAGGAUGCAAUGUAGAACCGAUGCAACCAAAAAAGGCAUUGAUACACGCCAUAGCCGGAGAAGUUGCUACUUUCGAGUGCACGAUGUUAACUAGCGAUUCGACCGUGAGGAUACAAUGGUUGAAGGAUAACAAACCGAUGGAGGACAAGUUGGCUGAUCGUGUCACCACUACGUUGACUGACAAUAUAUGUAAACUUGAGAUCCAGAACGUUCACGAAUCAGAUUCCGGCAUAUACAUUGCACGUGCUCUGAACGUAAACGGUGAAGCAACGUGCACUGCUCAAUUAGUGGUUCAACAAUUGAGUCCGGAAGAGAAAAUAGCAAGAGCAGAAGCAAACUCUCCUAUAUUCUUGGUGCGCCUGAAAGAUACCGAGCUCCUCGAGAAUACCUACCUACGUUUUAUGAUUAAAGUCAAAGGGGAUCCUAAUCCGGAAAUAAAGUUCUUCAAAGACAGUACUUUAAUUGACGCAAAGUACGAACGUGUGAAGAUCAUUCGAGACAACGCCGAAAAGGGAUUUUAUGAAUUAGUGAUUGCUGAUGUUCAGAAGCAGGACGCUGGAAAAUAUUCAUGCACAGCUAUGAAUCGCUAUGGCGAAGCCAUGUGCGAGGCGGUAGUGACAGUGACCGAUGAAAAGCCACUUUUCCAAGGUCUUCCUGAAGGUCUCCUUGAGCUUGGAACUGAGCCACGAUUUAUUUGGACGCGUGACGGACAGACGUUUGAUCCUGAGGAGAGAUUUAAAGUUCUCUUCAAGGAUAAUGAAGACACUCUGGCAUUAGUGUUUCAGCAUGUGAAACCCGAGGACGCUGGUCUUUACACAUGCGUGGCGCAAACCAGCACAGGUAACAUUAGCUGCAGUGCAGAGCUGACAGUGCAGGGUGCUGUGAAUCAAUUGCUGAAGGAUCCAGAAAAACCGAAACUUCAAACAGAAUCGAAGCAAUCCGAGGUGAGCGCCGGUGGCUCUGCGAUGUUGGACCUGCAGGUGAAGGGAUAUCCCAAGCCGGAUAUCAAAUGGACCAAGGACGGUCAGGAGAUUAUAGCUGGUGGUAGAAUUAAGUAUCUCUGGGAAGAUGAGGAAUCGUUGUCAUUAGUGAUUAAACAAGUUACCGCUAAAGACGCUGGAGUUUAUACCAUCAGGGCAAAGAACGAUCUCGGAGAGGACAGUACACAGAUCGAGCUGAUUGUGAAAUCUGCGCCAAAGAUCACGAAGAAACAGUCUGAUAUGAUGAUUAUGAUUGAAGAGACAGGCACGAUGACCGUACAAGUGGAGGCUACUCCGGCACCGGAAGUGACUUGGUACAAGGACGGUCAGUUGAUUGAGGAGAGCGAUCGUAUCAAGAUCAUUAAAGAGAACAGCGACACAUACAAGCUUGUAAUAAAAAAUGCCAAAUUGACUGAUGCUGGUUCAUACUCGAUUGUUGCGCGAAACGAGAUCAAUCAGACAACUGAGAUCUGGAAGGUCGGUAUCAGAUGCCCACCGAAGAUUAAGAAGAGAUUGGGCGAGCCACGAGUAAUUAACGAAGGCGACACAUUGAAUCUCUUGAUUGAGGUAGAGUCUGAUGGAGAACCAACAAUCAAUUGGUACAAGGACGGACAGCUUUUGACUGCGAGCGAUCGCAUGAAGAUGACGAAAAACGGAAACAAUUAUAUUCUCACAAUCAGCGGUGCAAAAGUAGAAGAUGCGGCGAUUUACAAAGUCGAAGUGGUGAACAAGCAUGGAACGAUUUCGGACGAGACGAGAAUCAGGGUACGCGGUAUACCGAGAUUCAAGACGAAAUUGUGCGAUAUCAGUGCAAACGAGGGCGAGUUGAACGUCGAAUUUGUGGUCGAGGUCGAAGGCUUCCCGAAGCCAAGUGUGCAUUGGUUUCUGGGCGAUGUUGAAAUCACAGAGAAGCGCACAGAGUACACCCGCGUAGAAGAAGGCGACAAUUACAAGCUCAUCAUUAACGAACUGAAAACCGAGUUGAAGGGCCAUUAUACUUGUAAGGUGCAGAAUGAAUAUGGUGAAAACUCGAGUAGUUCCAAUUUGACAGUAAAUACUCGACCGAAGCUUUUGAAGAAAUUAGCAGACCAGAGGUUAAAAGAGGGUGAAACGCUGAAGUUGACGUUUGAAGUAUCCGGCACACCGGAUCCGGAAGUCAAGUGGUACAAGGAUGGCGAGGAAGUGACAGCGGAUGCUAGAAUCAAAAUCACUAGGAACAGCCAGCGCAGUGAGAGCUAUGAUUUAACGGUGACGUUACUAAAGGGUAGCGACGGAGGCUUGUACGAAGUGCGGGCAGAAAACGAGUUGGGUUACGUCACCAGCAAGAGUAAAGUCAUCGUGUUGACUAAGACGGAAGAUGAGAAGGUAAAACCUCCGAAAGAAAAAACCGAGGAGGUGAAGAUAGCAGAAACCCAGACGAAGAAAUUGAUAAAGGAACAAUUGCCACAGGAAGAGACUCUGCGCACUGAAGAGUCGGGAUUGGAAGGUCGUGUCAAAUUGGAGAAACAAAACAUCCAAGUAAUUCAAGGGGACAAUGAAACAAUCACGAUCUCUGUGGCCUCCACGACAUCACACGAAGCUAUACUUACAGGUCCCGGUGAAAGUCACACAAUCAGCAAGAUGACAGCAACCAAAGUCGAGUGUCGGGAAUUCGGUGUUGAUUCGGGACCCCGCGUUGAGGAAAUCGCUUCUUAUGCUUACACCGUGCAAGAAGAGAAUUCUAAACCACAAAACGGUGUGUUGAUCGAGGAGUUCUCCGAAACUGAAGAGAAGAAGUCAAAUUUAGGUGUCAAUCAAGGCGUUACAAUUGUUUCCGUUUCCGAUGACGAAUCGACUUUGAAAGCACUAUCGCGAGAUGUUAGCACGGAGGAUGUUCAAUUGGCUGAUCAACUCCCGGAGGAUCAGAAAACAACGAAUGGUAUUCUCGAUGAGAUUUCCUUCAAUGAAACGCCAGAAAAACAAAAAACUUUUGAAGAUAUUAAGUCACAUAGAAUCGCCAGAAUUACCGAAACCAUCGCUGAGGAGCGAUCCUUGGAAGAAUCGUUAUCGGCGACUUUGUCGAAUCAAACUUUGAAGCGAGAAAGUCUGGAUGUGAAGACAAUAAACUUGCCCAGUCAAAGUUCUACAAUUAGCGAUACAAGUCCGGUGAAAAAGGUCGCGGAAAAAACUUUAGAUCGACCAAACUCAGCUGUCGAAUUAUCGAAGGACACCGCGAAGCUUGAGAAGACAAAAGCUUCGGCGAUGUCAAGUGAAACGCUGUCGAGACAGAGUUCUCAGAAAGCACAACUUGAUGAUGAUGAUGACGAGGAGAUCGAUGAGGAGAUGAAGGAUCUUUUAGCUCGAGUUAAACGGCAACGUAGCGUAUUAGAUGAAAUCCUCGAUAAAGAAUCGGGCAAAGAGUCAGCUCCGCCUCACGUCGUGAGCACAGAUCUCACCGAUCGAAUGAUCUUCGAGACACAGAACACGAAGUUUGAGGUGAAGGCCACUGGUUUACCAAGACCAGACGUGAAAUGGCUUAAAGAUGGUAAGGCUCUUCGAUCCGGGGAACGAAUAAGGAUCACAACUUCAGGGGAAUUGUACGAGAUGGAUCUCAGCAAGGCCACCCUCGAAGACGAGGGUCUUUAUUCGUGCGUUCUGACGAACAAAUUGGGCGAAGAAGUCAUAGACGGCUACCUGACUGUUGGAACUGUCGACGAGCUCCGAAAACCGAGAUUUACCGAACCUCUCAACGAUGUCGAUGUUGCCUUUGAGGCUAACGGCGAAUUUAAAGCUGUCUUUACAGCUGAUCCGGUCCCGGAUGUCACAUGGUAUUACAAAGGUAACGAAAUUCCGCCUGAUGAUUCUAGAAUUAAAGGAAUUAUUGCUAACGGACCAGCAGCGGAUAAAUUGACAGAAAGUAAAGUCACAUUGAAAGUCCCAAAAUGUACCAAAGAAGAUACUGGAGAAUAUACUUUGAAAUUAAAGAAUAAGUGGGGUGAAGCCGAAAGUAGCGCAUUCUUGAGUCUUUUAUUGAAACCGGAAAUUGACAGCUUUAGAGAUCAUACUGAAUCAGUUGACGAGCGAGUUGAAUGGCAAGCUGUGAUCAAAGGAAAUCCGAAACCCGAUAUUAAAUGGAUGAAGGACGAUAUAGAGCUGCAAAAAGACGAACGGUAUGAUAUUGAAGAAGAUAAGAGAAAUUGUAAAUACAAACUCAUUAUUAAGAAGCUCAGUCUAGAAGAUAAGGGCAUCUAUACCGUUAUGGCAAAGAAUUAUUUGGGUGAAACAAGUGCUCAAGCUACUCUCACACCUCACACUGAAGCUCCAGUCUUCUUGAAGAAUUUGUCGAAAAUGCAAUGUAGUGAUCGCGAGGACAUCGAAUUGAAGAUACGCGUGACUGGCAUUCCGAGGCCUAGCGUAGAAUGGUUGAAGAAUGGUGAGAUUAUCAAGGAAGAUGAAAGAUACCAGGUGACGACUCACGUGGAUGGCAUAGUGGACAGUAAUCUUUUCAUCAAAACCUUCUCUGCAAAAGAUGUCGGUACAAUAACAUGUAAAGCGAGUAAUGUCGCCGGAAGCGUGCAAACCAACUGCGAUCUAUCCAUGACAUUGACCGCACCUUCGUUUGGUAAAGCGUUACCGAGAUCAGCGGAAAUCGACGAGGGCGAGCCUCUAGAGCUGAAGGCCAAGAUAGAUGGUAGCCCGAUACCCAACGUCGCUUGGUUCAAGGACGGUGAGAAAAUCACGCCAGACGAUCAUGUGAAGAUCAGCACUUUGCCGGACGGUACUACAAAGCUUACGAUUGAUGUGGUAAAACCCACCGAUUGUGGUGCCUACAAGCUCGUCGUUACAAAUCCUAGUGGUGAGAAUUCUUCGCUUUGCGCUGUCGCUGUCACGCCUGAACGAAGGAGGCCAUCAUUCACGAAGCCACUGGAAGAUACAAAAGCUGUGGUUGGGCAACCAUUGAAAUUAGAAGCUCAAAUCUUAGCGUUCCCAAAUCCGCAGGUGCAAUGGUUCAAAGACGGAAUACCAUUAAGACAUACAAAGGAAAUGUAUUUCACCAACGAACCAAACGGUCUUAUCGGAUUGAAAAUGGAUUAUGUACGUCUAGAAGACGCAGGGACCUAUUCGGUGAUUGUAUCCAACGCACUCGGUGAAAUCACGGGUACGGCUAAGGUAGAAGUGGAAGAACGAGAGAAGAGACCAGAAUUUGUCGCGAGUCUUCAACCACAAACCGUUGUUGAAGGUUUCCCGGUAAAGAUGGAAGUGAAAACUAUAGGAAAACCAACGCCCGAACUCCAAUGGCUACGAAACGAUGAAGAAAUUAUCCCGGACAAUAAACAUGUAAAGAUCGUUAGUCAACCGGAUGGUAGUCAAGCUCUGAUUCUCGAUAAGGCAACGCCAGAAGACGUCGGCGUGUAUCAGGUAGUAGCUGGCAACACGGAAGGCACUGCGUCCUGCAAAGCUAAGCUGGACAUUGCUGGCAAGGUGAGACCGGACACGCCGGAGGAAAAGCCGACAUUCACUAGUCCCAUGCGUGAUAUAUCUGUCGAGGAGGGCCAGCCAUUAACGCUGGAUGUGUCAUUUGCCGGCAAUCCAAUUCCCAACGUAAACUGGACAAAAGAUGGUGAACCGAUCGAGCCAUCGGAACGUGUGACGACGAGCUGCGACGGGAAGAAGGUCGGUCUACAAAUUGAUUCGUGCAAGCCCAAAGACGCGGGCAUCUACGGCUGUCGGCUAAGCAAUCCAUUGGGUGAAGAUACCAUCAGCGCAAAUGCCAUUAUUCGCAAAGUGUAUCAGUCACCAACCUUCACACAAAAGUUUACGGAUCUACAACAGCUGCCCACGUUCGACGCCAAGUUCCCGGCCCGUGUAACUGGCAUACCGCAACCGGAAGUGACCUGGUAUUUCAAUGACAAGCCGAUUCUAAGGGACAACGACAAAUACAAGAUAAAACGCGACGGUGAUGCCUGCUGUCUGUACGUGAAGGAUUGUGCAGACGAUGAUUCAGGACGGUACAGAUGUAGAGCAGUUAAUAAGGGCGGCGAAGCGGAAUGCGCAGCAAAUCUAGCUAUAGUUGAUAAAAUCCAAAAAAUGCAGAAGGUCGAACCGCCGACAUUCCUGAAGAGAAUUGGCGAUUGUGAAGUCUACAGAGGUAUGCCGGCCAAGUUCACCGCGUGCGUCACGGGAUAUCCGGAGCCUGACUUUGAGUGGUACCGUAAUGGUGACCGGAUUUGGCCCACUGAUCGCAUCAGAAUGGACCAGGAGGGUAGUUUGUUGCGGCUUAUGGUAGUUAACGUGGAUGAGUUGGAUGCCGGAAAAUACGUGCUGAAGAUAUCUAAUCCUCAUGGUGAGGAUUCGUGUAGCGCCGAGAUGAUUUACGAAUCUUUGGAACCACGCGCAAAGAAACCUCUUGCCGAUCAGUACGCGGAUUACGAUAAAUACCAAAAGUCCGGCAUUCCGUUGCCUCUGGCAGACCGCCCAAUCAUUAGCCGCAUGAUGGAUCGACAUCUUACUCUAUCGUGGAAGCCAUCCAUCCCGAUCGGGCCGCGAAUACCUGUAACCUAUUUGGUGGAGAUGUGCGAACUCCCGGAUGGCGAUUGGUUCACCGCUCGCAGUGGUAUUCGCAGCUGCGUCUGCGAUAUUCGCAAUCUCGAACCGUUUCGCGAUUACAAAUUCCGCAUUCGCGUGGAGAACAAGUACGGCAUAAGCGAUCCAUCGCCGUUUGCACAAACUCAUCGUGCUAAAUUAGAACCGGAACCGCCCAAGUUCUUCCCGUAUUUACCUCCUGGUAUUGACUUUCGUCCAGAGACUAGUCCCUACUUCCCGAAAGAUUUUGACAUCGAGCGACCUCCGCACGAUGGUUAUGCUCAGGCGCCUAGAUUUUUGCGUCAGGAAUACGACACUCAGUACGGCGUGAAAAAUCACAAUUGCAAUCUCUUCUGGUUCGUUUAUGGCUAUCCCAAACCGAAAAUGACUUAUUACUUCAAUGAUCAACUGAUUGAAUCGGGCGGUCGAUACGAUCAGAGUUAUACUAGAAAUGGCCAGGCGACUCUAUUCAUCAAUAGAAUGCUUGAGAGAGACGAGGGUGUUUAUGAGGCCGUUGCUACAAAUGAACAUGGCGAGGCCAGGCAAAAAGUUAUUUUAAAAAUCGCUGAGUAUCCCACAUUUAUCGAAAGACCCGAAGAGGCUGUUGUGAUGAUGAGAAGAACCGGCCAAUUGACUGCUCGCGUAACUGGCGUGCCUUAUCCGGAGCUUAAGUGGUACAAGGACUGGAAACCUAUAGCUUCAUCUUCCAGAAUCAGAGUUCAGUAUACCGAACCCGAUAUUACGACUCUCAUUGUCAACGAUGCCAUUGUGAAGGAUGAGGGUCUUUACUCGAUCAGCGCGGGUAAUGUGGCCGGCUCGAUAUCCUGCUCGGUGAUGUUGCACGUGGAGGAGAACGAGCACGAAUAUGGAUACAGAACAUAUAGGAAGAAGAUGGACGUGAAACCACGCGAUAAGCCGUUUGACGAUUUGUAUGAUUUAGGUGACGAGCUAGGUCGCGGCACUCAGGGUGUGACUUAUCAUGCAGUCGAACGGAGUACCGGAAGAAAUUAUGCUUCUAAGAUUAUGCACGGACGCGGUGAUCUCAAACCAUUCAUGUAUAAUGAAAUGGAAGCAAUGAACAACCUGCAUCACCGUAAAUUAUUACGAUUGCACGAUGCCUUCGAAACGGACAAUUCGGUUACUUUGGUCACGGAAUUAGCGGCCGGUGGCGAAUUAGUGGACAAUCUCACAAGACAAGAACAUUAUACUGAAAUAGAUAUCGCUCGUUAUAUACGUCAAUUGUUAUGGGGAUUGGAAUAUAUGCAUGGAAAUCAUUACGCACAUCUCGGUCUGACGCUCGGCGAUCUACUAGUUUCUCAUGUUGGAGGAGAUGACUUGAAGAUUGGAGAUUUUGGAUUAGCUCGCAAAAUUUCGCAAACAAAGCUGAUGACCUUGGCAUACGGUAUGCCAGAAUACAUUGCACCGGAAGUAACUAAUAACGAAGGCGUUAGCUACGGCGCAGACAUGUGGUCUGUUGGCAUAAUUACUUACAUUUUGCUAUCGGGUAUCUCGCCAUUUAGAGGUACGAACGAUAGAGAGACGCUGAAGAAGAUUAGAGAAGGCAAAUGGGAUUUCGAUGACCGAUGGAAAAAUAUCUCGAACGAAGCACAGGACUUUAUUCGUAGUCUAUUGGUGUACAAUGUCGAUAAAAGAAUGGAUGUUAGGACUGCUUUGGUUCAUCCAUGGUUUAAUUACAUCGACAGCUCGCCACCAGAACCCUACAGGAUACCUUCCGAAAAUUUGAAGAAUUAUUAUAAACUUUAUCGCGAUUGGUACAGCAAUGCUUCGUGCCGCACGUGGUACCGUAGAAGCAAACUGGAGACAGCAUUUGACGAUCCUUCACGAAUGGUAUAUCCACCCGGACAUAAGUUCACACCUGAACCUGACAGGAGUCACAGUCCGUUAAAGAAACGUUCGCCUAGAACAUGGGAAAAUCAAAUACCAUCUAGGGAACCAAUUGACACAGAAAUCGGAAUAAUCACGAGUGAAAGCCACUAUCAGAACGGUCCGGAUACAUAUCUUCUUCAGUUGCGAGAUACCGAUUUCCCAGUACGAUUACGCGAAUAUAUGAAAGUUGCGUGUAAUCGUAGCCCCGGUUUCUCACGUUCUAUUACCGAAGAUAACGGCUUUGACUGGAGGGCACCCAUCAUACGAGAACGUCGUCGAUUCACAGAUGUUAUGGAUGAGGAGAUUGACGAUGAAAGAAGGGCACGCAUUAAUCGAUACGGAUCUGCGGACACGUUUACGCUUAGACGUUUAAAGAAUGAACUAGGUACUCGGUUAGACAGUUAUGCUGAAGCUGAGGCGAUGAUCGAAUCGAGGAAGGAUGGUCAGCCUCCGUUCUUCCGCGAAAAGCCGCAGAUUUGCCCGAUCGAAGAGGGAAAACCGGCGCAUCUCACCUGUCUGGCUGUAGGAAAUCCGAAACCACUGAUACAGUGGUUUAAAAACGAUAUGGUCAUACAAGAGAACAAUAGGAUCAAAGUGACAGAGGACUCUGACGGAAGAUCUAUACUUAGUUUUAAUCCUACAAAGGAGCAUGAUAUUGGAAUAUAUAAAGUCGUGGCAAGGAACCCGAUAGGACAAACGAUCGUUAGGACCAGGGUAUUACAGGCAACGGUUUCUUGCGGUCCAGAUUCUCCAGAGGCUACCGAUGUUUCGGAUACCGAAGUUCUCCUGCGAUGGAAGCAGCCGAAGUAUGAUGGCAACUCGCCCGUGCUAUGCUAUAAUUUACAGUACAAGGAGGGUGAUUCAAUUGCAUGGAUAGAUGUUGCCUUCAACAUUGACCACGAAUUCUAUCUGGUGCGCGACUUAAAGCAAGAUACGAGUUACAAUUUUCGUCUGGCAGCGCGUAACCGCAUCGGUUGGAGCGAAAAGGGCAUUCCGUCGAAGUUGAUAAAGACGCGACCGCCGGGUUGUCCCAAAGUACAGAUUACGCGGGCAAUGAGACAUCUCCAAGAGCUAACAGAAGCCGGCCAAGAGAUUGUCCUGGAAGAGGACAAGCCACACAUCGAUUACUCUAUAGAGGAGAAUCCGAUUGGAUGGUUGGUGGAACCGCAAUUAUCCACCAAGUAUAGUUUUAUCUCGGAGCUGUCGCGCGGACAAUUCUCCGCGGUAGUGAAGGGUGUGGAUAAGAGCACGGAUCGCGUGAUCGUUGCCAAGAUCUUGGAAUUAAAUGCCGAGACGGAGAAACAGGUGAACCAGGAAUACGAAGUAUUACGUUUACUACGACACGAACGGAUAGCCAUGCUGGAGGCUGCCUACAAAGCGUCCAACUCGCCCGUGGCAGUGUUUAUCAUGGAGAAACUUCAAGGUGCCGAUAUACUCACGUACUUCUCCAGUCGGCACGAGUAUACAGAAAACUGCGUGGCGAAUGCUAUUACGCAGAUUCUCGAUGGUCUACAGUAUCUUCACUGGCGUGGAUACUGUCAUCUAAAUAUUCAGCCGGACAAUGUUGUCAUGUCAUCUGUGAGAUCAGUUCAGGUGAAGUUGGUCGAUAUGGGGUCAGCUCAUAGAGUCAGCAAAUUGGGCACGAUGGUGCCCAAGCAUCUGGGUCAUCCUGAAUACAGAUCGCCCGAACUCUACAACGAUGAACCUGUCUACCCGCAAACGGACAUCUGGAUGGUCGGUGUGUUGAUCUAUGUAUUACUAUCUGGAGUUUCUCCGUUCCGUGGUAAGGAUGUGGAUGAGACCAGACAGAAUAUAUCCUUUGUCAGAUACAGAUUCGAGUAUCUUUACAAAGAGCUGAGCCAAGAGGCCACCAGAUUUCUCAUGUUGGUCUUUAAACGCGCACCAAGCAAAAGACCUUUAGCGGAAGAAUGCCACGAACAUCGAUGGCUACUGCCGACUGAAUUUAUGAUUAAAAAACGCGAGAGGGCUGUGUUCCUAGGCAACAGAUUGAAGGAAUAUAAUGAAAAGUAUCACGAAGAAAAAUUGAAAAUAGCUUCCGACAGUGAUAGCCUAGGGAGUGAGAGUUUACUGGGUUCCAAACAGAAACUCAUCAGGUCAACCAGUAUACAAGAAGAACUGCGGACCACGUUCUAACGAUGGAAAGCUGCAAUUUUUUAUUUAUAUUUAUGUACACAUACACACACGCACACGCACAACAUGCACUGACACGUGGCCGUACUACUUCUCGUACAUGCCUAGUCUAUAUCUAAACAGCGCGGAGGAACGAGAAAUGAGAAA
Mycetomoellerius zeteki is the source of this 17211-nucleotide messenger RNA. It is a transcript of the gene Obsc, whose product is annotated as Obscurin. Gene Ontology annotation, molecular function: protein kinase activity; guanyl-nucleotide exchange factor activity; ATP binding. Gene Ontology annotation, biological process: protein phosphorylation. The transcript is spliced from 37 exons. NCBI's taxonomy places the organism in Eukaryota, Metazoa, Arthropoda, Insecta, Hymenoptera, Formicidae. The record is from RefSeq and is a predicted model, not a curated record. Bases 1 to 17067 code for a protein of 5688 amino acids.